CAAAUGCUAAUGGAGCUGCACGGUGCUGGGCUGUGAGCACAGGUCCCACUAGAGAACGUUGGGUAACUAUGUUCAUACUACCAUUAGACCUUAAGUGUUUUUGUUACUCUCUGGAUAUAUUUCUUCUACACCACAGACCAAUGUUUAUUUGUUAGUAAAACUAUGUAAAAAUCAUAGUAUGCCUAGUCUUUAUUUCCUUCAUUUAAAGUCACCAAAAGUAAGCAUGUUUACAAUUUUACUCCAGAAGUAUGCAGUGUCAGUAGUACAAAGACUGUGGUUUAAUAGGCUAACAAUAAUGAACAGUAGUAAAAAAAAGAUUCACAAUGCUUUUAGUGAAAUUGUAAUGUGAAUAAGAAAUGUGUAACUGAAUUACAAACUGUUUCACAUACGGUGGCUCUCAAAAAUUAUUCCCCCUUUUGGACAUUUUGUGUUACAAAAUAGAUUUAAUCGAGAGAUUGUGCAACUGAUCAACACAAAGACCAUAAUUUCAAAGUGAAACAUAAAAUCAGAAAACUGUUCUAAAUUAAUUACAAAUAUAAAACAAAAUAAUUAGACAUGCUGAAAUAUGGAUCGACUGUAUUCUUAAAUCAGUGUAGAUGAACAUGUCUGCAAUGCAAUUUAUUCUGCUGUGCACUGUAGUAGCUGGCACAAGAGUCGACUGUAAAGUUGACAGGCAGCUGUCUUCAAGAAAAUGCAAAAUAUAAAAUUAUUAUCCACAUCUACCUCAUGUUUAAAAUAUUUAACUUAAUAUUUACUGCAAUGUUUAGCACCAUCCAUUUUGUUUUUGUUAAGAAUAGCUGAGUUGUUGGGAUGUGUAGAUUGCGAACAAAUUGUACAUUUACAAUGCUGCUAUUUACUGACUAGAGGCAUGACUUCUUUAGUGACUUGAACUGAGUUUUAUAACGGUAUAUAUUGCCUACAUUGUAUGUGAGUGUGGGAAAAUAUGUAAUGUUGCAUUGAGAUAAUUUUUUUAUAUAUAUACCUGAUCAUAUAUGCUUUGCAAAUGAAUACAAUUAUUUGAUUAUUGAUUGGUAUUGAUUGACAAUACUUACGGUAGUAGAAAUUCUGACCAAAAGAAAAUAACAUUGACAAGGCUCGAGUCCGCUAUCCUUCUCUGUGGUGUUUUCUUUAAGGAUCGAUGCCUCUAUCCUUCUCUGUUAUUUUGUUUUGGUUCUUGCUUAGCAACCGCUCAUGUUGUAGGAGGCUGUGGUAGCUAGCUACAGUAGCUAAAAUCACAAGACGCAGUGACUGCAAUUUACCCACAGCGGAGAUAACGAGCUAAAUUAUUUGAAAUGCCGUUAAUGGUCACAGAUUACACAUGGACACAGACAGAAUGGAUUGUUUACAUACAUGUACCGUUAAAGGGGGUUAAAGCUGGGGAAGUAGACAUCUUUUGCACAGAUGACUAUCUGAAGGUCCAUUUCCACCCAUUUAUAUUUGAAGCCUUUCUUUCUGAACCAAUAGAUGAUGACAAAAGUACAGCAAAAAUUGGUAAUGGGAUUGCAGUUUUUACAUUGCAGAAAAAGGAGGAGGGGCUAUGGGAGCACCUUGUGAUUGAUUGUGACAAAGAAACAUUCAGAAGGAUAAGGGAAAGGGCACUUGAGAAAGCCUGUGAAAAGCUUGCUGCUGAGGCAAAAGCCAAAGCUACAAAAACUCAAGAAGAAAGAAAGUAUGCACUGGAGAUUAUGAUGAAACUUGAGGAGGAAGAGAGAGCCAGGAUCCAGAAAAUGAAAGAUGAUGAACGUGAGAAAGCAACAGCAGAGUUGGAAGAAUGGAAAUUGAAGCAGAGGCAAAUAGCAGCGAACAAAACUCAACUAAAGAUACAAAGUCAGAGAAUCGUGACUGACAAAGAAAUAAUAUUGGAAAAGACACAUGCACCCAAAUUAUCAGAUGGAUGCAAGGACGAGCACGAUCAGAAAAACUGUGGUGGGUCAAGUGGUAAGGAAAAACAAGAUUGUUUGCCAUCUCCAAGAUUGACAGGCAACAUUCAAGUCAAGUUCACACCACGAAUAUUUCCCACCGCUCUACGAGAGUCAAGAGUACCAGAGGAGGAAGAGUGGCUUCAGAAGCAGGCAAAGGCCAGAAGGGCAUUAAAUGCAGACCUGGGAGAGCUGAAGAACCUCACAGAAGAAGAGAGGAACCCUCACUGGUUAAAGGAUAAAGGAGACAAAUUGUUUGCCACCGGUAAUUACCUGUCUGCGAUCAAUGCUUACAACCUUGCCAUCAAGCUUAACAGAGAGAUUCCUGCCUUAUAUUCAAACCGUGCUGCUUGUCACUUGAAACUAAGGAAUCUUUAUAAAGCCAUUGAGGAUUCAUCGCAGGCACUUGAUCUGUUGACACCACCUGUGGCUGGCAAUGCAGGUGCCAGGGCAAGAGCCCAUGUAAGACGAGGCACAGCUUUUUGUGAACUGGAACUCUAUAUUGAAGGUCUUCAAGAUUACCAGGCUGCUUUGAAGAUUGAUCCUCAAAAUAAAACUCUACAAGCAGACACACACAAAAUCAGACAAAUAAUCCAAAAUGGUGCACUCUGUCAUUCAGAUUAAUAAAAAAUGAAUAUUAUUUUAGCAGUAAGGAACACUAAUAAAUUGUAUUGUCUUUGUUCAGUGCAGUUUGUGUUUAUUUUACUGUGAUACAAUAAAAUGAAGAGUCAAAUAUAA
Molecule: messenger RNA, 2657 nt
Organism: Esox lucius (northern pike)
Lineage: Eukaryota; Metazoa; Chordata; Actinopteri; Esociformes; Esocidae
Gene: dnaaf4
Product: dynein axonemal assembly factor 4
Exons: 9
Coding region: 1293-2543 (416 amino acids)
Biological process (GO): cilium movement; heart development; inner dynein arm assembly
Molecular function (GO): nuclear estrogen receptor binding
Source: RefSeq, a predicted model, not a curated record